UAUUGGCAUCCAUAUUGGCGUUUCAUUGUUGUUGACAGAGGUAGUUGUUGGGUCGGUGGCUGGGAAUAAUGUCUACACUGUCAGAGAGGGAGAAGAAUAAACUCAUCCAAGAGAAGUGUCAGAGUAUCCUGUCAGACUUACUCAAGGACGAAGACAACAAGUACUGCGUUGAUUGUGAUGCUAAGAGUCCAAGAUGGGCAUCAUGGAAUCUUGGCAUUUUCUUGUGCAUACGGUGUGCGGGAAUCCACCGCAACCUGGGUGUGCACAUAUCUCGGGUAAAGAGUGUCAAUCUCGACACAUGGACGCCACAACAAGUUGCAUGUAUCCAGCAAAUGGGAAACAGCCGAGCCCGGGCAGUGUAUGAAGCCAAUAUUCCUGACAGUUUUCGAAGACCACAGAUGGACUCUGCCUUAGAGCAGUUUGUGAGGGCCAAAUAUGAAGCCAAAAAGUACAUUGCACGUGAAUGGGUACCUCCAGCCAUGCCCAACCCCACCUGGGAUCUGGAGUUGGAAAAACAGUUAAGGAAGAAGAAGAGAGAAAAGGCCAGUGGGACAGUGGAACUGCCUGCCCCCAUAAGUGGUCGUGGUAACACUAGAGGCACCAGUGCUUCUCCCAAGCCCUUACCAAAAGCUCCUGGGAGCAAAAGUUCAUCUCCCUCCCCUGGCACCGCAGCUAAGAAUGCUGCAUUGUCAGGAAAGACCACAACAACCACUACAACUUCUAGUGCUACACAAGACCUUUUGGGACUUGAUGCUUUAUCAACAAAUGGCACAAGUAUUGACAAUGCUGACCCAUUUGGAGAAUUUCUGGCAGCUCCAGCCAGUCAAUCCAAUGCAACCAGAGGAGCACCAGCCAGCAUAACCUCAUCUACUCCAACCACCGCAACGGACUCGACAAAAAUGGAAGAAGAGAAUUUCUUCAACCAAAAACUACCUGAUGGAGGGUCUGAUAAGUUGACCAAAGACUCUAUCCUUGCCCUUUAUGGCCAGACACCUGCACAGCCCCAACCAACAAACAUUUUUGGUGUACCAAACAGUGUGUAUAUGGGUGGACCAGCUCCUGGACAGCCCUUGGGACAACCACCUCCAGGAAUACAGAAUGGUGGGUUGAUGUCUCAGCCACAACAAAACAUGAUGUUUGUUGCUCAGGGUGGUGUGGCAGGAGGUGGAGCAGGCAUACCUAACCCAUUUUUUGCCAAUGGAAUGCCACAGGCUGUUCCCCCAUCAAUACAGCUCUCUGCUGCAAACCCGUUUGCUCAGAUACAAUCUCAGAUGGCUGGGCUCAGCAUGGGUGGUCAACAGCCAGUGAUGGGUCAGACACACAGUUUAGGAGGAGGCAUGACGGCGAUGAUGGGAGGAUUGAGUGUUGGCAGUGUUUCAGCUGGCCCUGUUAGUGGUGGUAUGCCCCAGCCCGUGGCUGGUCCAGUUACGACUAGUGGCCUUGGGACCAAUAACACCACCCUGGCCACAAAACUGUGGCAAUAACUAUGGUGGUACUUAGGACAGGGUAUUAUCACCUCAGCCUGAUUCUGUGGUGCUACACAUUGGACUGUGAUGGUUGUCAGAGGUUAGGCAAUGUAGCAGGUGAGUGAUAGAGCGACCCUCUGUGAUGGGCAGACUUGGGAGGGACCAGAAAAGGGUUUUAGACUAAUACAGUACUGUACUCAGGGUUUUCAUUAUAAACCCUCAUCUACUGCCCAUAUUAACCAAUUCUUUUGAUAUCUGGGCCAGUGGUUCAGACAGUUCCAGAAGCAAUAUUUGUUUACCUGAUACCUGUACUAGAUAGGUUAUUAGCCUAACCAUAGCUGAUAUUUAAAUACCUAUAGUCAUUUCAUCACUAUAUUUUGUCCAGUUUGUUAAUGCUUAACAGUACAAUAAGUCGAGAACCAAGGCCAGCUUGAUUGCAAGCCUCCCCAACCCUCUUUGGGCCUUCUACCUAAACAUAUAGUGAACACCCUGAGUACUGCCACUCAACCACAACAGAACCAUCCUGCAGUGUGCCAGAGGCAGCUGGUGUAUGCUGGGUGAGCUAUGAUGUGGUGGAAAGUCAAUAAUAAUUGAAUUGAGUUAUUGUUGCCACUUGUUAUUAUUUAAUGUAUCCAAGAAUAGAGACUUGUUACAGUCUCUUCCCUGUUAUCCAGUGUGUGAGGGCUCAUAUAAAAUUAUAGCCCCAUAGUAAUAUGCAAUAGAAGUCUAUACAAUUGUAAUAAGUGAAAGAAACGGAAAAGAAUCAGCAACAUUUUUGUGGUUGGAAUGCCAUUUCCAAUUCAUUCUUAGAAUGAUACUAAUGUGAUUCUUAAGUACAUUAUAAUAAACAAGUUUCCUAUCAUCAUGAACCUCAGGCUGGACACCACCUGUAAGAACAAGCCAGCUGGUCUGGUACAUCACUAAAUUACUAUGGAAUUUUGUCAAAGAAUUGAGAAGAAACUAAAUAUUUUUUUGAUGUACUUUUUCUUUUGGAUUACAUACACAACUUUUUUUCUAUAAUACUGUAGUAUUGUUGAAGAAAUUAUUAGAAAAUUGCAUAAAAUGAACAUUAUUAAUAUUGUUGUGCUCUCUUUGGUGUAUUAUGUUUUAUAUUUUGUUAAGUAAUAUUAAUGGAAGAAGUGAGACAACAAAGUAAUAUAUAUAUAUAUAAUAGGGAAAGUUGUGUGUUGUGAAUUUGAUGGAGUGCUGGGAUAAGGUCAUCUCACUGUGGAUAUUCCAGUAUAGAUACUGAAGCCUUAAGGAGAUAUUAGUCAUAAUAGUACAGUAGGCAUUUUGUAAUGUUUACAGUAUUUCAUGGUGAAAAAAAUUUGAAAAAAAUUAAUAAAAAUAAAAAUCACUGUUAUGCUUUUGAAAUGGGCAUUCUGAAGUAUCCCUAAUUGAGGGAAUUAUUAGUCCAUGCCACUGUGUGUGUAUUAUAUAUAUAUUAUUGGUCCAUGCUCUCUCCAAAUGAUGUAACAAUUCUCUGCUUUUUCCUUGGCUUUAAGUUUCGUUUCAUCAUAGAUGGGCUACAAUUGAUUAAUAACUGCUUUGUUUAUAGCAUUUUUAUACCUCUGCAUGUUUCUAUUCAUACUGUAUAGUGAUGUGGUAUUUCCCGUGGUCUUUAGUCUGUCAUCAGUCAUCUUUCCAUUUGUUAGUUUUAGUAUUGUUUGUUGGAUUAUUUUAAGUCUUGGAAAACAUUGCUCACCCUUCAAAUUUUUUCCUCCAUUAAGUUACAAGCAUACUGUACCAUACUCUUAUAGACAGUUGAAAGUUAUUUGUUUUUGGUGUAUCAAAAUGAUGAAUUGUGUUUUGUUUUUGUUUUUUCACUGUACAAAUAGUUUAAAGGGUCGUGUGGGGUUCAACAGUUACACAAAAAUUUUUGUGAAAUCUGUGUGUGUACUGUAUGGAUGUAAGUAUGUAUGUAUGUAUGUAUGUAUGUAUGUAUGAUCAUGGUGUGUUCCCAAAAAUCAAACUUAAGGCCAAUUUUGAACCCUUGAACUAAAACAUGUAUAAUGAAUUCAAAUUUGGUGGCAUGUACUUUUUUUUUUUUUUUAGACCUUAAGACACAUGCUGAAUCCUUUACACUCAGACGGGAGAGGUGGGCAGGUGUUGCUCAUUGAACCUGGGAUUUUUGACUUAACAUACAUUUUAUAUACUGUAUAUACAUAUUGUACUGUAGUGAACUCUGAAGUGUCAUUCUAGAAUGUCAGGACUCAUUAUUAUUAUGUACGUGGUAAUCUUUGCAUAUGAAUAUGAAAGAUCUUGAAUUUUCCUUAUAAAUUAGGUAAAAUUAGCAGAUGUUUAUAAUGGUGAGGUAAUUUUCUCAGUAGGGUCUGAGGUUUGGGUGACAUUAGGAUAAAUAGUAAUAUCUGUUAAAUGAACCAAAUUCUUUAAAUACAAAAACAUAAUUUUGUUUACCUCAAAUAAAAAUGAAUGUUAAGAACAUCUUCUCAGGGGGUUGAUUGUUCUCGGCAAAGCCAUUUUCAAGUCUAGCAAACUUUAUGUACAAAUGAUGUUUUGUCAUAGUUGUAUGUUCUGUUGUUCUCUUACUUAAAUGCUUUUAUUGUACAAUUUUUAUAGCCACCAUUUUUUUUUAUUAUUUAACAAAAAUGUAAUAAAGAAAUUCACCUUAAAAAUUUUGGAAGGCCUCCUCACAAUUACUUCUACAGUCAGGAAAGUGAUUGGAGCUCCCCAAGCCACCAUUAACAGCCACAUUUUUGGUGUAGUACAACAUUGAGUAACAGGCAGAUGGAGUCACCCACUUGUGAUUACUGUACUAGCCUUCGCUUUUUCUAAAUACACAUUCCAAAAAAAAAAAAAGUAUUGUUCCAAUUUUGAACC
Messenger RNA from Homarus americanus (American lobster), 4307 nucleotides. Its product is annotated as stromal membrane-associated protein 1-like. The transcript has 7 exons. The record is from RefSeq and is a predicted model, not a curated record. The coding region runs from base 69 to 1484 and encodes 471 amino acids. Lineage: Eukaryota; Metazoa; Arthropoda; Malacostraca; Decapoda; Nephropidae. Gene Ontology annotation, molecular function: GTPase activator activity; metal ion binding.